ACCGUAAUUGUCACUUCCUCUCCCAUAAUUCCAAGUGGUCACUCACUGUACAUCCUUAAACCAGGAUCCUUUUGGAAGAUCACAUCUGGAUGUCUUAUAUGGUCAAUUGUAUCAAGUCAAGUGUUGAGGUUAUUCAAUUCCAUGUUGAGAUUGUUUCUGAACCCUGUGUGGCUACGUCACACGUUUUUGCCGGAAGUUUUAACGGAUGCUGUUGGUGACAUUUAGUAGGAAACCAUCCCAGGAAGCCACUCCAUGCCCUAACUGAAUGCUUCUUGUUCUUGAGAGACUUUCCGUUAAGUUGUAUUUGUCCUGUAGCUUUCUUUUCCACACGUUGGGCAAUCCUCCUGAGUCUUUCGCCAGUUUGAGCUGGAAACAAGAUACAUGGCUGUUUGACUUGCUCUAAGGUCCUAACGUGGAAAAAUAACAUUCAAGUGUUGUGACUGUUUGAUUUUUGUCAUCUUUUACCGCCAUUUAAAUUCUGUUCAUGCAGACAUACUUUUAGAGGAUAUACAUGUGUUUUUGAUCAUUUGAAAGACACACAGGUCUGAAAUUUUGUGAAUGUAACAUUUGUUCUCGCUAAGGGAACAGUGAAAUUUUGUCAAACUGGAGUCCGAAAUGGUUGAGGAAAAAUCAUCUUCUGAUUCAGAAACCUAUACACCACGCAGCAUGCCUGCGGCCAGCCCUAACACAACCAGUAGCCAGUCCAGUAACUCUGGGGAACAACUUAGUCAGACCAACCUAUAUAUACGAGGCCUCAACCCUAACACAACCGACAAAGACUUAGUUAAUCUCUGCCAACCAUAUGGCAAAAUUAUUUCCACCAAAGCCAUUAUAGAUCAACAAACCAACAAAUGUAAAGGAUAUGGAUUUGUGGACUUUGAGUCACCCACAGCAGCAGAGGUUGCUGUCCAAGCCUUACAGUCACAGGGAAUCCAGGCUCAGAUGGCCAAACAACAAGAGCAGGACCCUACUAAUCUAUAUAUCGCCAACCUUCCAAUAUACUUUGCCGAGACCAAUCUAGAGAAUAUGUUCAAGGACUACGGUACCGUGAUAUCCACAAGAAUUUUACGGAAGCCCGACGGAAUCAGUCGAGGGGUCGGGUUUAGCCGAAUGGAAUCCAAAGAAAAAUGCGAGAGGAUCAUUGAUCAAUUCAACGGAAAAAUCCUUCCAGGUUGCACAGAGCCGUUGUUGGUGAAGUUUGCUGAUGGAGGAAACAAGAAGAAGACAGCCAUCCCACAAAUGAGGAAUGAGUUGGCCCAGAGUUUGGUUGGCCUUGACAAAAGCGGAUCCCUACAGGCCUACUUCCAACAAAUGGGAGAUCCAAGCCUUGCCUUAGCUGCCUAUGCUGAUCAAGCCCUUGCAACAAAUGGAGUUGGAACUCCUGCCUUAAUGACCCCAGCUGGCCUGACCCUGCCCCGCUACACGGUAGCCACCACCCCCCAGACCUACCAGGUGGCCCAGACUAACCCCGCCGCCGCUGCCGCUCAGGGCUGGGUCCACCCCGGAUACAUCAUGCAGCCACCAAUGGCCCAUUACCUCGCCACUUCCCCCCUAGCCCAGUCAGCUUACUCACAGAUUCCAUACCAAGGGGGUGCCAUGAUACAAGGCCUUCAGAUUGAUCCUGACCAAGCCAGUGGGGAUGAACAAUUACAGGCUAACCUCCAAGCUGCCUAUGCAACUCAGUCAAGCUUCACAUAAGUCAAGGCCACAUGCACCAGACUAGCCCUAUUACUUAGGCUGAGAGGAUUAACUGAUCGGUGCUAUAUUUGUAUCCAAAGUCAUCAAUCCCCCCUGCUGAACAGGCCUCCACUGGACGCAUAACAUUUUCAUCAAUUUGUGACAUUUGUUUACUAUAAUUUUAAUGAAAGUGGAUAAAAUUGUUUUUUUUCCACAAUUACACAAUUCCUUUAAAUAAUCUUUCUUGUUUUUUGAUAUGGCAGCAUUUCUCCUCCAUGUAACCAAAAUAAUGUCUAUAAUAUACAAGAUUAUUUUGCAUCGGACAAAGUAGGAAAUGUUUUGUGACAAAAGUUUUGCUUCGUUGUUAAAAAAAAAUACAAAAAAAAAAUAUUGAAGAGUUAAAGAGUUGCCAUGCCCAUUGUCUUAGGGCAAGGUCAUGAACUACAUGUUUUACAGGACUGUUAUGCAAUAAGAAAUACUGUUAAAUGAAGCCCCUUUAUUUGUGUUUGAGAGUUAACAUUCUUUUAUUCCUACCUCGGCCAUUUGUUAAUUGUGUGAUUGACAUGUAAUAUAUAUAGUUCAACAGUUCAAAUCAAAACAAUAAUGUUGGUAGAACAAUCGCUAAAUGACAAUAGCUUAUUAGUUGUUGAUUAAUGUUUCAGUGUUUCCAAUUAAUCGUUAAUGAGAUUAUCUUACUUGUUAUUUUCUGUAAUUGUGAUUUUUAUUUGUUUUUCUUUUUAAAUUCCUCCAAUUUUUAAACUAAAAUCAUUAUCUAAGAAGUGGUAUGUCCAUUCAGGUAGUAGUUUUUCUGUGGUAAAAUUGAAAACAAUUAAUUAAUAUUAAAAACAAUUUUUAAGUAAAAUAGGAAUGAUUAAUGACAACAAAUUUUAAUGAAAAUUAUAUAUUAAUUCUUUUUAAAAUUAUUAUAACUUGCCCUUUAUAUCAGGUAUUUUAAAAUUGCUCAUCAACUUACAUGUUAUGGAUUAUAAGCAAUAUAAUAAUGCUUAACUCAAUGAAAUGACUUUGUGAAUAGACUUGUGAAACUGGGUAUAACACAAUAUAGCAACUCACUGUGAAUGCUGAUUUAUAAAAAAAAAAUUUUUGUACAAAGAUUUUAGAACUCUGUUUCUAUGUGUACCACUCUGCUGCUCUGGAAUUUCCAUCAUCCUAAAAAAACCUGUCUAUGUGUUUGUCUUUGUCAUUCAUCUCUACUUUCAUUAUGUCUACUCUCAUUUUCCAUUAGGGUAGUUAGAUAAAUCAUGUCAUCAUUUACACCUUAUGUUGCUUUUUGCAUUUGUGAUGAAUUGCUUGGCAUAUACACAUGUACAAUUUUAUUGGUCAUUAUUUUUUUUACCUAAGGCAUUAGCCCUUAAGAUGUUUAAUGAAUUACAAAACAGUGUGUUUUUUAUAUCAUUCAGAUUUUUAAAAUUUCAUUCUGUUUUUUUUUUUUUAUCAUGUUAAAUAUAGUUUUGUUUGUAUACAAGAAUGAACUCGGAUAGAUAAGAAAAAAUGAGAUAAGAAGCUGGAAUGGCUGCAGAUCUAUUGUAGGAGUUAUGUAAUAUUGGUCGGUAGAUAAAUACAUGUCGAUGUGGUAUGAUACACCUUAAAGUUAAAUUUCAAGAGUAUACAUGUAUAUAUUUAUGUAUGUAUUUGUCAAAGCCACUUUGUUCAGUAGGUUAAACUUAUUCCUUCCAAACUCUGGAAUGUUAUUUAAAAACAUGCUUGGAAUUUUUGAUUUUGGGGUUAUUUGUGUUACUAUGAAAGUACAGUCUGUCUUUUGAAAAUUAUAUAGUUUAGUUAGCCAUUUAUUUUUAUAAUUUUAAAAAAUAAUUUUUUUCAAAAGUGAAAAUAGGGCAUUACAAACAUAACCCAACAUAUAAUGUGUAUAUUUCCUGGGAAAAUGUAAAAUUUACAGUAGGAAGAAAUAUACUUGUAAUUUAAACUAGGAAGAAAUAUUGUAAUUUACAGGAGGAAAUAUACUUGUUUACAGCAAAUUUUUUUAUAUCAAAGCAAGAGGGGCUUUACAUAUUAUGAUUAAACACAGGUCUGAUCAAAAAGCGAUAUCUGUAAAUUCCUGCAUCUUUAGGUGGCCUUCCAAUUUACAUGGAUCAAAAUUUAUGUAUGUUGCAUUAUGGGAGAGUAGUUCAGAGUUUGUUUCAUGUAUGGCAUUUCUUGCAUAUAGUGCUGUAGCUUUGUAUAUGAUCGUUGGUUAGCUUUAGUUUUCAUUUUCAUUUUUGGAAUAUUGUAAAUUUCUUUUUGCAAGGAAGGAGUAUCUGGGUAUUUCUUCCUAGAGGCAUUGAUUUGUAGAAAUCAUGUGGAUAAACUAUCGUGAAUUUCAUAGAAAGUCUGAUCGUUUGCUUGGAAUGUGCUGAUUGAAUCAUGGCUUCACAUUCAAAAGUUUUAAGCCUAGGAAUGAAGCAUUACACUGAAUGCCAUUGUGAUUGUUACAUCAACAACCUUGUAGAAUUUUAUGUGUAGCAAUAAAAUUUUUACUUUUUGUUAGAAAUCACAUAUGUAGUCAAAUAAAUUUUUAACUUUUUUUUUUACAUGUAUUGUUCAUUGUUAAACAAUAACAUUAUUUAAUCACUCUUCAAAAAUUUACCUAUGUUUAUAAACAUUACAAAUUUUAUCUUCUUGUUGCAUGUUUUUUAAGCAAAAAUGUAGAAACAAUUUAAAUUAUCAUGAUUAUAUAGCUUAAAGGAUUUUUUUUUAAAAAGUAACGAAGCAAGAGGACAUCUGUUAUACAUGUUAUUAGAGAGAUAUUAUCAAAGUCUUUGUCGUCCAAUUCAAGUUGGAAGUCUACUAUAGUAAAAGCUAGAGUUAUAUAACUAGUGAUUAAGUUUAGUGAAAUUCUAGUGUUAUGAAUUAGACUGCUUUAUUAUUAGAAAUAUAAUGGAACACCUUUCUCAGGGAGGAUAAUAUAACUACAACAAAAAGUCUGUUUUUUGUGAACAUAAUUACAUAACGGUGUGUCCACGUGUGUUAUUAACUGUGAUCUAAAGAAGUUCUGUAAGCAAUCAUUUUUUUUAAUUUCUCGGUCCAAAAACAGUCUUCCAUUUUUUGCACAAGACUGUAUAUGUGCAACAACCAUUUCAAUUGCUUUUAAAUAAGUCCAUAUGCAGUUUUUGCAAAGAAAAGGAGGGAAUGGAUAAUUUACACCAAUAUGUUUAAAUUCUGAGAUGUAUUGUACGUUUGUGGGUCAGUAGAUUAGUAUUCAUGUUGAGAUACUCAAGGCAUAGUGCUGAGCAAAGAGCUAAAUGUGUUUAAUUUCCGAUUUAUCCUCAAAGCCAAGGCAAUAUAAUGUCUGUAAGCUAGAUAAGGACCAGCAAGACAGAGUGAAAUAAGCACUGAGGUAAAAUUUGUUAAAGAUGUUUCGUUGGGACCAAUCUUAUAAAUUCUAAAGAAAAUUGAAAAUGUGAUGUUUUGGCUUUGAGUAUAAUGUAAUAGGAAACGACAAUAGUUUGGUGUAUAUUGGAAUGGAAUGUUAGAAUGUUUUGAUUGUAGUUCGUGAGGACAAAUAUGAUUUUUUUUUUUAGAGUAUCAUGCAUCUGUUGUCACUGAAACACAAAUCUGAGUCUUUUUUUUAAAUUUCAUUUUGUAGAUUUUUUUAUUUUCAUUUAAAAUGUGUCAUCAUUCAUUAGAAAUAAAAUCACUUGGCUGAUUGAAAA
Messenger RNA from Saccostrea cuccullata (small rock oyster), 5345 nucleotides. Its product is annotated as RNA-binding motif, single-stranded-interacting protein 1-like. Gene Ontology annotation, biological process: positive regulation of mRNA splicing, via spliceosome. Gene Ontology annotation, cellular component: spliceosomal complex. Lineage: Eukaryota; Metazoa; Mollusca; Bivalvia; Ostreida; Ostreidae. Bases 616 to 1698 code for a protein of 360 amino acids. Gene Ontology annotation, molecular function: RNA binding. The record is from RefSeq and is a predicted model, not a curated record. The transcript has 12 exons.